AUUCUGGAGAUGGGGAAGUAGACAAAAUGCUCAGCAAGAGUUUGGGAAGCUGUUUCACAGACACUGUACACUACACUCAGUACAGGCUGCAGACCCACCUGACUCAGGCUGGAGACUUGGAUGAGAUCAAGUUUUACACGGACGUGCUCCUGUCCCUGGGCCUUCACUGCCGGGAUGUGCUGCCAUCGUUGCGCGAGUUGGUCACUUUUGUGAACAAUGUGCUCCACUCAGCUGCGUCAGGGGCAGACAGCCCACAGGAUCUGGCUAAGUUGGAUGUACUGAGUUGUAGUGCUGUGCGUCUUCUAUCCACUGUCUUCAAGAUCAUCUCUCGGAGUAAAGUUCUUCAGAGUGAGAGAAGUGCAGUUAUAUCUGAGAUAGUGGCGCAAGUUUCCAUGCCGUUGUCAGAUCUGCCGUUACCUUUUAGCCGGAAAGGUGUGAGUAACGACUCCGGCUCCAGAGCUCAAGUUGGACGUGUCAUCAGUCGCUUCAUCUCCAGCAAGUGGCAAUGUCAAGGCCACGUGCUGCAACACAACAAGAGCGGGCUAGAUGGAGACAGUGUUUCCUCUGUCCUUGAGCAGGCCAUGGAAGAUAUGACCAUCGGCUCAGGCAGCUCCGACAUCGCCAUUUUUCAGGCUUUGUUAGUCAUUGCCCCUCAGAUUGCUCAGCAUGCCCCACCAGCCAAAAUCCCUCAGUUUCUGGAUCUGGCGUGGCAAAAAUUGAUGGAGGAAAAGAAGAACAUUCUGUUCUGGAAGAAACUGGAAUCUCUGAUCCCACUGGGCCUGCACAAGUCGCUCAUGCAGCAUGAGGAUCCAGAAGUGGAGGAGGGGAUGAAGGAGUUUAUGCAAAAGCUAUGGACUUUGGGAUCUGAAAAGACGGGCAUAACUUUCCUCAUGUUUGACCACAUCUGUGGCCACAUCUUGAAAGAUGACCCAGACAGAAGGCUUGCCACUAAGUGGACAUCUCUUCUCUUAGACGCCUGCGCCUUUGGGAAUGUGCACAAAAAGGGGGAACG
Aplysia californica (California sea hare) is the source of this 1012-nucleotide messenger RNA. RefSeq lists its product as uncharacterized. NCBI's taxonomy places the organism in Eukaryota, Metazoa, Mollusca, Gastropoda, Aplysiida, Aplysiidae. The annotation marks the transcript as partial. Gene Ontology annotation, biological process: tRNA methylation. The transcript has 6 exons. The record is from RefSeq and is a predicted model, not a curated record. Gene Ontology annotation, molecular function: tRNA (guanine) methyltransferase activity.